ACCAUAAAUUGAUUAUUUAAAAGUUUGAUAUAUAUACACAGUAUGUAUAAACCAAUCUAGAAAAAUUGUAGAGAAAAAUACAGAACAUACUUCAUGCGAGUUUGUAUAUUAGAGUGUGGAUAUUAUUGUUUGCAAAUGGAUUACAUUGCUGCUCUAAAGGUGCCACAGCGUUAUGCACAGCUUUACAGAAAGCAUCUGUUAGAGAAGGGUGCUUUAGACCCAGAGUACUGUGUACAAAAGCACUUAGAUGGAACAGUGACUCUCCCAGUCUCCCCAUCUGCUGUGUCUCACCUGGAUCCUCUCACACUGCAGAGCUCUGUGGCUCCGGACAGCUCCUGUGAAAUAGUUCAAAUACAGGCUCCUCAGCCGUCGAGAAAAGGUAAAGUGAAGCCUCGUAGGGAGAGAAUGAUUGAGGUUGUGCAGGAACUGGUGGCUACUAAAGGAGUGAAAUGGAGUAAGGAACUUGAAAAUGACAUGCCCAGUGGAUGGCAGCAGCAUGGAGAUCUGCUUCUGUUUGGUGAUGGAUGCUUUUCACAAGCAAUCUGGAGACAAUUUGGCUCUGAGUUCUGGCUGGCUGUUGCCCAAGUGCUGGGAGUGAAGCGUCUAGCACAAAUAAAACAGAUUUCCCAGGAUGGGUGGCGAACACCAGUGGUAACGAUGUUAUUAGGAGACAACAGCUAUGUAACUCACAUUGAUAACCACAUCAGGUAUGAGUUUGACGUCACCAAGUGCAUGUUCUCCUUCGGAAACAUCACAGAGAAAUUGCGAAUAUCCUCCUUUGACUGCACUGGGGAGACGGUGGUUGACCUGUAUGCAGGAAUUGGCUACUUCACCUUGCCAUAUCUGGUCCAUGCCGGUGCUGCCCAUGUGCAUGCAUGUGAAUGGAACCCAGAUGCAGUUUCAGCACUGCAAAGAAACCUGCACAUUAAUAAAGUAGUGCAUCGUUGUACUGUGCAUCAAGGAGACAACCAACAACUGUCACUGCAUGACCUAGCUGACCGAGUGAAUCUAGGUCUGAUACCAAGUUCUGAAGAGGGCUGGCCUGUGGCAUGCCGUCUCCUGCGGAGGGACACCGGUGGAAUAUUACAUAUCCACAACAAUGUCACCACACCAAUUCAGCAUCAGAAUCUUCAGCCAUCUUCCAAGUCAUCGAACGAGGGAGAGGGACCAGUAAACAGAUCUCUAAAAAUUUCUAGAGACAGAGAAGUGUGGAAUAACUGGGCCAAAAACACAGCAAGCCACAUCACCACACUUCUAAGAGACAUCACUAGAGCUGAGUGGAGGACCAGCAUUAAGCAUAUAGAGCAUGUGAAGUCCUAUGCACCACACAUAAAUCACAUAGUAUUGGAUUUGGAGUGUAGACCCGUCAAAUAAAUUGUCUUCUUUUUGCAUGCAACUAACUUUUUCUUUUUUUUUUUAAUGAAAUGAAUUUUAAAAAGUUCAGACUUUGCUUAGCACCAUCAUGUACCACAGAAUGCAAGCUAGUCACCAGUAAUAUAAUAGUAUUACAGUGGCUGUGUCUCCUAGAACACUCAUUUGAAUUUUCCAAUGAGCAGUGAAAUAACAAGCUACUCUAUGUGUGUGUUGUGUGUGCAGUGUUUUAGCAUUCUUGCACAUAGUUAUUAUUUUAUAGUAUACAAGUCGUUUAAUUAAAAUAUCGUCUUUUAA
Neoarius graeffei (lesser salmon catfish) is the source of this 1668-nucleotide messenger RNA. RefSeq names its product tRNA methyltransferase 12 homolog (gene tyw2). Lineage: Eukaryota; Metazoa; Chordata; Actinopteri; Siluriformes; Ariidae. Gene Ontology annotation, molecular function: tRNA methyltransferase activity. Bases 94 to 1374 code for a protein of 426 amino acids. Gene Ontology annotation, cellular component: cytoplasm. Gene Ontology annotation, biological process: tRNA methylation. The record is from RefSeq and is a predicted model, not a curated record. The transcript has 8 exons.